CUCUACAAGGAAGUAGGGAGCUGAUUUUAUGAGCUCUCAUAGUAGCAAACCCGUAUUUCUUCCCACUUUUUCCUUCCGUCCUUUGCAUGGUUUUUCGUUCGAGCCUUUCCUUGUCUUCUUCUUCUUCUUCUUUAUCUUUGGUCACGUUUUUUUUUUUCUAAGUAAGAAAACGCGGAAGAAAAGUGUAAAGGAUGAAAGUACAUGGAGUAAAACAGACGUGUGAGGAGGCAUCUUUUUCAAGCCUCGCGAUGGCGUUGCGUAAUGUACAAAGCAUAUUCGGUGUCAUACGCAGCAGGUGUGACCUCUGGGGCGUUUUGUACGCUUUCUCCUUGAAUCUUCUACGCUCCCCCUCGAGCUGCCGCCUUCCUGGGUGUGUCAAAGGGUUUUCAAAGCUCUUUUCCCUUCCAGAUCGCCGCGAGCAGCCUUCAAGGUCCUCGCGAGGAAACCUCAACUCUUCUCCGGUAGGGAUCUAGGGAGUGAAGGAUGGAGAUCCUGACACUGGCGGGCGGGCGGUCCCUGCACGAGGAGGCGCCUAUGGACCUUGAGCACGAGCACGAGCCGCCUACGACACCACCCGCUGCCCAUCAUGCUAAGUCACCGCGCCCCUUGGACGAGCCUCGGGGCGGAGCGAAGCCCGAAGUACUUCAUCGAGCCUCUGCCGAAGCUCCCUCAGGAGUCCGUCGCCGCCAGGUCACCGCCCUCGUCCUCCUCGACGAGUCACUGCAUCCCGAUCCCGAAGAAGAGGCACUGCCUGGCCCGCGCGUCGCCCCCGCCCCCGACCGCCGCCUCGCCCGCCGCGCACAGGUUCUCGCCGCCCACGCUCGCCCACUACAGUUCGCUCCCGAGCUCGCCGGAGGUCGCGCGCAAGAGAGCCAGACUCGAGUCGCCCGAGCCGUCGGACGCACGACGCGACGCGAGGCCCUUCCGUCGCGAGGAGGUCGCCGCCGGAGUCAUCAGCAGCAGCAGCGGCGGCGGGAUGCGGGGCGCGGGGGCGGGGCCGGCCAGGAGUCAUGGUGACGUAGGAGCGACCGGCGAAGGCAUAAGUCAGUCCGCCAUGUGGCCGCAGCAGAGCCGCCAGCUCCCGGCGGACGUCGGCGGAGGCUCCCCGACGGGCGGGAGUCCCCCGGGCGAGGAGAGGCUGGAGGAGCCCAACCAGGUCCUGCUCAGCACCCUCAUGCAGCUCCAGAACGCCCAGUUCUCCUCGGGCCUCGCGCACCCCCCCGCGCCGGCCCUGAAGGACACGGACGCCCUCCUGUCGGCCAUCCACCAGUCGCAGAUGCUCUACUACUCCUACUGCUCCCAGCUCAUACAGACCCUCAGGAGCAAGCAGGCGCAGCAGGAGCAGCAGCAGCAGAAGAAGCGGCACGAGGCGCAGACGCGCCUGGACCACGAAGCCGCUGCGCUCAAGAGACAGUCGUCGACGUCGUCCUCGUCCCACGAUGACUUCCAGACCCACGUGGAGGACUGCGAGGACGCAGACGAAGGCGACGAGUACCUGGAUGUCACCGACGAAGACCACGUCGAAGACAUCAACUCCAUCCUCCGCACGAGACUCAAUACGCAGGAAGCGCUGACGCCGUUCGACCGCCAGUCCUCGUGCGCGGGAUCCCCCAGCAGCGCCCUGCCCUCCAGCACGACCGGCUUCGACGACCCGGAGGACCUUUCUCCCUCCGACGGCGCAGGAGGCGCCCGGAAGCGCGCCCCUCGCGCCCUCACCGGCAAGCACGUCCGGCCGGGCACCGGGGCGUCGGCCACCACCCUCCUCACCCUCCGGCAGAAGCUGGAGGAGCGGCAGAAGUUCCGCGAGGUGCACGGCGCCGCCCCGACGCCCCAGCCGCCGCCCCGGAGCAAGGCGCGCCCCAAGAAGAAGUGAGGCGGCGGCGGGGAGGCGCUGUUGCCGCGGCAGAUGUUGGGCGCGACCUUGCGGGCCGGGAAGGCUUCGAGGGGCGUGUCGGUGCUCAAGGGUUUUUUGCCAAAGACGACGAGGGAAGCGCGCAAGGGGGACAUUGGCCGUGAUUAUGGACGCAGAAUAAGUGGAAGGGAAAGAGGAACUCAUAGCGUAGACGACUGGAAAAAAAUACUAUCGGAAAAAUAUAUAUAUCUAUCAGUUGCCUUUCACUUCCCAAUAUGCAAGAGCUUGUGAUAUUGCAAAACAAAUGCCUUCAAUUCUUGUCAAGUUGGGUCUCCUGUGGGCAUCCCUGACUUUUCCCUGUUCAAGCAUGGAAUGCAUACUGGACUGUAACUUGCAAGAAAAUACCCAGUCUACAGGAAGAACGGUAUGCAGGCAGCCACAUCGAUUACUGCAGUGUUAUAAGCCAACAAAUGGUUUGAUAACAACCAAUGGUGACUCAGCAGUGUUAUUUCAGUUAACACCGCGGGAUAAAACCACAGUGAUACAAAAAUAGUGGCUUUUUAAGACCAAAGAGAAAGAGAAGGUUACAUCAUCCUACUUAGCGUACUCGUGUUUAUAAUUUCAGUGUCGAAAAGUAGUAGAUAACAUAACGAUUAAUUGGAUAAGUUGCGAUAUAAGAAAGAUAUUCUUCCCGCCUUGAGAUGGCGAUUCGAGGAGGAAGAAGUUGCCAGAUCGUAAUUAAUGAUCCGAUUAAAAACGUGUACUGCAACUUCGAAUAUUUCUGUUCUCGGAAUUUCCUUGUUCCAAAAAAAGAAAAAAUGUUUUUGUAUUCUUAUUGUAGCAUUUACAAAAAAAGGAUUUCAGUAGAAAAAAGACGACUACCUCUCUGGUUUUAGAAACAGCCUGAUGUGGAAUUCCAUUCAAAGUUGGAAUGUUUUGGUGUUGAGAAAAUUGCAUUGCUAAAUAAAAACUCAUUUCGAAAUCAUGUAAAGGUUUCUUGCACCGAGUUCUUGCACUAAAAACGAGGCUACAGCAAAACAUAUCAUUUAGAUUUAAGUUUGAUUUCUUUGGACUAUAAUAACUGAAAAAAAAUAUAUAUAUAACGAAGGAAAUCAUUACAUUCCAGAAUUCAUUGUCAUUCCUAGUAGAUUUAUGAAUAUUUUUACCGACGUAUUUUUAUCCGAAAGAAAGUGAAGAUGAAAGGAAAGUUAUGAUGACCAGUGAGGAAAAGAAGUAUUUAUCCUUCUCUGAAGAAGAAAUAACAACAAAAAGGAAAUAGAAAAAAAAGUAAAGAUUAAUGGUCAUUGGCAACCGUGCUUCGUCUGGUGAGUGAAGACGACGAGCGUAAAGUUUUAACGAUUUUUUCUCUCCCAUAUAUAUUAUAAUUCCCUUUGAAAUUCUUUGUGUUGUUUUCCACCUUGAAAUAAUCAUGUCGGGCAUUGUCUUGUGUUCUCUUGGCUUUAAUUUUCAUCCUAUGUUUUGUAAAUACCAGUGUCGCUCAUAUUUAGGUUUAGACAUGUAUCCCCCUUGUAAAUAUUUCACGUAAAACUCACAUAUAACGAAUUACUGAGUUAUCUUUCAUACAUCGUUUGGAAUGCUACCAUGUUUCCAUUUUUCGCAAUAAUAAUGACGAUAACGGUGAUGAUAAUGUUGAUAUUGAUAAUUCAGAUCUCUCAGUUAAGCAGAAUAUUGCUGUGUCAUGAAACAUUUUUUUUUUUUUACCCAAGUCUGUUUUCUAUUCUUAUAUAUCUCUCUUGUUCUUUCUUUCUCACUAUUUGUCCAUCUAUCUAUCUG
Molecule: messenger RNA, 3646 nt
Organism: Penaeus monodon (black tiger shrimp)
Lineage: Eukaryota; Metazoa; Arthropoda; Malacostraca; Decapoda; Penaeidae
Source: RefSeq, a predicted model, not a curated record